AUGGACGGCCUCCGUGGGGCCAGGGCGUCGCGGUACGGCGAGGAGGAUGAGGACGAGGAAGAGGAGCUGGAGGGCGGCCCGAAGGAGUCCAGACUGCCUCCCAUCUCCAGCUGCGCCCCAGAGCCCAAACGGAAGGGGAAGAAGAAAAAGAAGAAGAGAAAGACGGAGGGAUCGGGCAAGGGGGACGACAGACACCAGAGCCGGGGCCUGAAGAGCCAGCAGCUGACGUCCCCUCUCCACGAGGCCCUGAGCCCCAGCAAGGAUCACGGCCCGAGGCCGGAGCACAGGCAGGACAGGGAGCCAGGCAAGCUCGUCCCUUCCGUCUCCUCCUCGGCCAGCCUCCCCGGCCUCGCCAGGUCAGAGGAGAAACCCUCCAGCAAGGUCAACGAGAGCCUGCGCUGGGACGGCAUCCUCGCCGACCCCGAGGCCGAGAAGGAGCGGAUUCGCAUCUACAAGCUGAACCGCAGGAAGCGGUACCGGAUCGUGGCCCUCAAGGGCAUCCUCUCUGAGCCCGGCGCCCGGGAGAAGCCCGAGAGCCCCGCGGACGCCGGGGAGGACAGCGCCCUGGGCCCGGAGCUCGCCCCGCGGGCCCCCGCCGGCCCCGCCGAGUGCGGGGAGGGAAGCCUGGCCCCCGCGCUGCCCGAGUGA
Messenger RNA from Pipistrellus nathusii (Nathusius's pipistrelle), 648 nucleotides. Lineage: Eukaryota; Metazoa; Chordata; Mammalia; Chiroptera; Vespertilionidae. The record is from the annotation of a GenBank genome assembly.